UUUAACAUCUUCUGUAUAUUGAAUCUUAUAAUUGUUUUCUGUUUUGCUGUAUGCUUUUUUGGCAGUUUGUACAGAAUUUUGUUACUAUUACUAGCUUUUGAAAGAAUUCCAUUUUAUCUCACUGUUUUACAAUGAGGGCUCUCUUUAUUGGCGAUUCCAUGAUCAAAUACUUGCAUAAGUAUGUAUCUGUUGAAUCACUUGACUUUCAUUUGGACAUUGUUUCCUAUCCUGGUGCAACUAUUGAAAGAUUAGCUAGCAAUAUUUCUGUACACAAAAAUUAUGACUGGGUCUUAGUGCAUGUUGGCACAAAUAAUGCAUCUUUGGAUACUAUUGAAGUAAUACUUAAAAAAUAUAGAGCUUUGGCCACUGAGGUAUUACUUCAUGACCCAGGUGCAAGAAUAAUUUUCUCGAGUAUUGUUCCAAGAGAUUUUGAUUUCCACAGAAAGGAGUAUAAGGAAUCGGAGUAUUAUUUACAGACACUAAACUAUAAGGUUCGAGCCAUAAACUGUGCACUUAAAGAACUAUGUUAUUUUCAAAUGUUUUUCUUUUGCAGUUCUUUCCAGCCAUCUUGGAAAAACUAUCUUGCAAGAGAUGGCUUGCAUUUAAACAGAUGGGGUAAUAAGCUGCUUGCAGGUUGUUUUCUUGAAUCCUUAACAGGAUGCAUCUCAGCAGAUACAGCAUCUAAAAAGAUUGCAAAGACGCAGUCUUCCAACUCUGGUUUUUCUUUUGAUGAUUCAGAGUUUCCUCUAUUGCCAUUUUUUCCCGCAGCAUUUGUUUCUUCUGCUAGGCCAAAGCAAGAGUCUGGCAAGCCAGUUUCUAGGCCUGUGCAACCUGCUAGGCCAAAGCAAGAGUCUGCCAAGCCAGUUCCUAGGCCCGUGCAACCUGCUAGGCCAAAGCAAGAGUCUACAAGGCUAAUUUCUACACCCGUGCAACAGUCAGCUGCUCUGCUGACGAAAGAUAUUUCUUCUCUGCCAUCUUCUAAAGGUAAUACUCAAUUUGUACUGCCUGUGAUCCCAUGCAUUCCAUUCAGUCAGUUUAGUGAAAAUGUUUUUAGUAGUAUUCCCACAUCAAAUAAAUUUUCAGUUUUGCCAACAAAUUGUAAAAUAUUGCAUGGUGGAAUAUUCGCUCGCUCAAAAUUGUUCCUAUUCUAAAAACUGUGUUUAUUGUGGGAAAACAUAUUCUAUGCGGUCCUCGUUUUCAAAUCACCUGAAGAAAUUUAAAUGCCCUCAACCUGUCAAAGACUGUUAUCCUAAACUAUGUGAAAAAUGUUUGAAGUCCUAUUCCUCUAAAUCUUCUUUUUCAAACCAUUUAAAUCAAUGCAACAAAUCAAAAACUCGUGUUUUCUUAUCCCCAUCUGGAAAAAAUUUCAGUAGGGUUUUGGAAACAAAUGCAUGUCUGACAGAAUCAGUGGCAGGACCUGCAAAGGAUCUACAAGCAAGUAGAGAUAUUAAAUUAACAUCUUCAGUUUCAGAUAUUUGUCAAAAAUUUAAACGUCCUUCCAAAGUUAAAAAUACAUAUCCUAGAAUUUGUAAAUUAUGUUUAAAGUCUUAUUCUUCUAAAUCCUCUUUUAGCUAUCAUUUAAAGCGUAGCUGUAAAUCUGAGGUUCAAACUGUAUCAUGUUUGCCAGUUAAAAGUAACUGUAUUGUAUUGGAUAAUAACUCUCACAAGGAAUCAAUAAUAAACCCCAUUGCAGAUGUAGGAAUAAAUCAAAAUGUACAUAAUUCUCAAUUUAUGAGUGAUAAUUAUGAAAAAUCCCCAAAAAGUUUAAAAUGUGGUAGCAUUAUUCCUGUAAAACCUUUUAAAAGUCGUCAAGAAACUUGCAAUUUUACCAAGAAAAAUGAACUGUUUUUUUG
Molecule: messenger RNA, 1853 nt
Organism: Argiope bruennichi
Lineage: Eukaryota; Metazoa; Arthropoda; Arachnida; Araneae; Araneidae
Exons: 2
Coding region: 132-1151 (339 amino acids)
Source: RefSeq, a predicted model, not a curated record